Molecule: messenger RNA, 2480 nt
Organism: Dunckerocampus dactyliophorus (ringed pipefish)
Lineage: Eukaryota; Metazoa; Chordata; Actinopteri; Syngnathiformes; Syngnathidae
Gene: chrna3
Product: cholinergic receptor, nicotinic, alpha 3
Exons: 6
Coding region: 103-1779 (558 amino acids)
Biological process (GO): chemical synaptic transmission; nervous system process; signal transduction
Cellular component (GO): neuron projection; synapse; postsynaptic membrane
Molecular function (GO): transmembrane signaling receptor activity; acetylcholine-gated monoatomic cation-selective channel activity
Source: RefSeq, a predicted model, not a curated record
CUGCCUCCCUCCCUGCACUUGCUCUCCUUCCCUCUUGGCAUCCACAGACGCGCUUUCACUCCACUUUCUCCCGCUCCUCUGGAUCCAUCACUCGCCAGGAAGAUGAAAACCACUUUUUACCUCCUUUUCGUUUCCACCUGUUCCUUCCUUCUGCUGCAUCUGGGGGGGGGUACAUGUUCGGAAGCCGAGCAUAAGCUCUUCUCCGUCAUCUUCUCCAACUACAACCAGUACAUACGACCUGUGGAGAACGUGUCCGACCCGGUCAUCGUCCAGUUCGAGGUGUCCAUGUCACAGCUGGUGAAAGUGGAUGAAGUCAAUCAGAUCAUGGAGACCAAUCUGUGGCUGAGACAUAUCUGGAAUGACUACAAACUCAAAUGGAAUCCAAAAGAUUUUGGAGGUGUUGAGUUUAUACGCGUGCCCUCCAGCAGGAUAUGGAAGCCCGACAUUGUGCUUUAUAACAAUGCAGUCGGAGACUUCCAGGUUGACGACAAGACGAAGGCCCUGCUCCGAUACAACGGCGAAGUCACUUGGAUCCCUCCCGCCAUAUUCAAGAGCUCCUGCAAGAUCGAUGUCACCUACUUCCCCUUCGACUACCAGAACUGCACCAUGAAGUUCGGCUCGUGGACCUACGACAAGGCCAAGAUUGACUUGGUGCUGAUAGGCUCCACCAUCAACCUCAAGGACUUCUGGGAAAGCGGCGAGUGGAUGAUCAUCGACGCCCCAGGCUACAAGCACGACAUCAAGUACAACUGCUGCGAGGAGAUCUAUACGGACAUCACAUACUCGCUGUACAUCCGCCGCCUUCCGCUGUUCUACACCAUCAACAUGAUCAUCCCCUGCCUCCUCAUCUCCUUCCUGACUGUGCUAGUCUUCUACUUGCCUUCGGACUGUGGCGAAAAGGUCACGCUGUGCAUUUCUGUGCUGCUCUCCUUGACCGUAUUCCUCCUCGUCAUUACUGAGACUAUUCCCUCCACAUCGCUGGUCAUCCCCCUCAUUGGCGAGUACCUCCUUUUCACCAUGAUCUUUGUCACCCUCUCCAUAGUGAUCACCGUGUUUGUGUUGAACGUCCACUAUCGCACCCCAAAGACCCACACAAUGCCCCAUUGGGUGCGUAGCAUCUUCCUGGGGCUGCUGCCCAAAGUCAUGUUCAUGACCCGACCUGAGAGGGAUCCAGAGAAGAUCAACAAUGCCGUUCAGAUGAUCCAGUCGAGGCAGUGCGGCGUUCACUCGUCCCUGCAGAAGCAGCAUAAGGCUGAGGCUCUGGCAUCCAGCGUGGUGUCAAGCCUGACAAACCGCCAGAGGCUUCUCAACAACACAGAGCUCUCUAAUCUCAACAACUUGAGUGGAAGCGAGCUGGCCAAGCGCACCGGAUCAGGCUCGCUGUGCUGCGAGGGCCGCUGCAACAGCUGCUGGCACCAGAGGUCCGGAAAACUGCCCGCGGAUUCCGGGGGUGGAGGCGGCGGAGGCCUCGGCAGCCUUGGAGCCUUGACUGGAGGCGCUGCGCCUGGCGGAGGGAGUCAGUGCUCCAGCUCGGAGUCCCUGGAUGUUGGAGCCAUGUCUCUGCUGCCGAUCUCCGCAGAGGUGAGGGAGGCUAUCGAGAGCGUCAAAUACAUCGCAGAGAAUAUGAGACUACAGAAUGAGGCAAAAGAGGUUCAGGAUGAUUGGAAAUACGUUGCUAUGGUAAUCGACCGCAUCUUCCUGUGGGUUUUUGUCCUAGUGUGUAUCCUUGGAACCGCUGGGCUUUUCCUCCAACCGCUUCUACUUGGGGAAGACAUAUAAAUAUACAUACCUGUAUAUUUUUGUACUUUUACCAAACUACUUCAGACUUUCAAAAUGCAGAUUUUUCGAGGACCCCUUAAAGGAGAGGACAGGAACACAACAUGUGUCAAGUCAUAGUCACCAAAUGACAGUAUAAAUGACGAUAAAACUGUACAUAAAAAAUGCACACACGCCUGUAGACUGUUUAACCAAUGUUUCCUGAGCAUGAAACAUUUGACUAACAAGUUAGCUUCAACAUGGAAAAAAAACAUGAUCAAGGAGCGGCACCCUGUGGUGAUACAGUGCUACAACAACUGCCGGUAGAAACCAUUUUUUAAUUGUCCCGAAAAACGAUUUGGGAGGUUCUCCAAUGAUGCCCCAAAAAUGACACGAUAAAUAAAGACUGCACAGACUAUUUCCAGACCAGUUCGACUUCCUUGGUGUAUUUGUAAAUAAAUCAGAUGUCUACUCGCGCCUCUGGGCUGCAGAUCUAAUCUAUCAGAAGAGGCCUCCGAGGCUCAAUUUAUCACUCUGUUCCACGUCUCGUGAGCUCCCUCAGAGCAAUGUCAGCUGAUAGGACAAUCAAUAUCAUGAGCAAGUGAUAAAGGAGCUCUUUGGACCCCUUGCUUCUCUCUUCUCUUCUCUCCUCUCUGAAACUCAUUUCCUUGCCAAAAAGGCGCAUUUGCUGCAAGCAGGUGGUGAAAAUCUGUCAAACGUAAAUG